CCGGAAGCUUCACGCGCCCCACGCUCAGAGUCCUUCCUGUUUUAGAAAUCUCAAGGAAGCUGCAGCCACUGGACAGUCGCAUAUACUGAUGAUGGCUGCAUCACAGUGAUCUUUAAAGGCAGAGGACCCAUGCUCUCUCAUCUUUGUGCUGCCACACCAGCCCUGUACAUAUUGUGGAUCACUAUGGCCCAGAUAGCUGGUCAGGACGACAAGGAGAAAACUACUGCACUGAAAGAUUUGCUGUCAAGAAUAGUGGAUGAACUGAUGAAGAAAGAUGAACCGCCUUUCACUUUUCCCAAAACGCUGCAGGAGUUUGAAUAUGCCUUCAAUGACUACGGCCAGCUCAGACAUAUAAAAACAGGAGAGCCCUUUGUAUUCAAUGCCAGAGAGGACCUCCACCGCUGGAACCAGAAACGAUAUGAAGCUCUUGGAGAGAUCAUCACUCAGUAUGUUUACGAGCUGUUGGAGAAAAAGUGCAACAUGAUAAAAAAAAUCCUGCCAGAAGAUGCCACAGAAGACGAACCCACAAGUUUUAUCUACCUGAGCCCAGAUGCCUUGUCCAACCCGUCCAAGUUGCUGGUGCUGAUCCAGGGCAGCGGUGUAGUGCGAGCCGGUCAGUGGGCCCGCAGACUCAUCAUCAACCAGGACUUGGACUCAGGGACACAGAUCCCCUUCAUCACCAGAGCCAUGGAGGAGGGCUACGGUGUGAUUGUGCUCAACCCUAAUGAGAACUUCCUGGAGGUGGAGAAGCCAUCCAACUCGUCUCCCCUGCCCUCUCCUACUGAACCCUCAGACGAACCUGCUGAAAAGAGGGAACGCAAGGAUGAUAAAGAGGGCAAAAAGAAGAGAGAGUUUUAUGAGAAGUACCGUAACCCGCAGAAGGAGACAGAAACCGAACGGAUUCCGAUACGGGAAAAUGGUUCCUCAGAGGAACAUGUGCUGUACGUGUGGGACCACUUUGUGUCUAAAGCAGAAGCCAAGAAUGUUUUCAUCAUGGCCCACAGCUAUGGAGGGCUGUCCUUCGUUGAGUUGAUGAAUCAGAGGGAAAUGCAGGUGAAGAGCAAGGUGUGUGCUGUGGCUCUGACCGACUCAGCUCACCACAUCUGGCUACAGGACACCAGCAAAGGCACACAGGACUGGAUGCAGCAGCACUGCUGUAACUGGAUAUCAAGUCCAGAGCUCCUGGACACACCGCUGGACUCCAUGCUGCCUGACUGCCCCAGAGUCUCUGCAGGCACAGAGAGGCAUGAGCUGACCUCCUGGAUGAGUUUCAACUCCAUCUUCAGGUUCUUUAACGAGGUCCUGGAGGUGAAGGAAGAUGAGGAGGCGGAGGAGACCUCCAACACUGUCACCACCCGCAGCAGCUCUCUGAAAAACAAACACCAGGAUUUGUAGAACUAAAAUGACUGAACAAGAGGAGAGGGAGUGGGUUAAAAUGGAUCACCGGGGGCAAUGCAGAAGGGAAGAUUUCAGAUCCCCACUGAUAUUUUUUCUUCUUUUUUCAUCUCCCUCUGCACUGUAACCUCCCUCCAUCUUUCCUUUCCUCACCCUUCUCAUUGCGGGUGUCUCUUCCUUCCUUUUCUGCCUGGCCCUACACACAAAUAGCCUUGUUGUUGUUGUAAGACACAAGAGUACAGGGUCACCAUGUAUACAUCACAAUAACGUUUUGCAUUACUUCUAGAUGAGCGCAACUGUCAAAGCAAUAUGGGCCUGAGUGUUAGCGCUUCCCGUGGGCUGUGGCCUGGCUGCGGGUACGGGCCACGGCAGCACAGAUUAAAGCUGACAGGCACUGUGCACAGUGCGCCGUGGUGCACCUCUAAUUGUCCUGACAUCAGCCUGAACUGAGCUAAUGCCCUGCCUGCCCUCCAGUCUGCACUGCUCAGAGUCUCCCUCCUCUUCCUCUUCUUCUUCUUCUUCCCCCGGUCCUAAAGCCUGAGCUGCUUACCCUAAAAUCAGCUUGUCUUUUAUGACAUCUCCUGCUAAGGUUUGAUCUCUUUCUAACCGGAACAGGAACCAUUUUGUUGUUUUUAAUCUUUGAAAAUAUUUUUAAAUGAGUUACCACACACUCUUGACUGAUGAUCAUUUGUUUAUCUUGCAAAGGAUGUAUUUUUUAUGACUUCUUUAAUCUUUAAAUCCUCUACAGCUGAGUUUUUUGGUCUUCUUGGGGUAAAACGUAUAUAUUAACGUAUAUUUCUUGGACUUGGACUGCACUGCUUAUAAUAAGAAGUUUUUUUUUUUUUAAUUUGCUGGCUUUGAGCUAAAUUCAAAUGCAAUGUCUCACACGAUUUGAUUUUUAAUAUUAAGCCAAUACUUCCCUGAGCUGUAAGGGUUUACAAUAUAUCCAGGUUUGAUUUGCAAAACUGUGCAGAGUUCAUCUCUCUGUGUUUAUCAGGAAUAUAUAUAAUAUUUCUUUUUUUCAAUUCGAUAUCCUUGAAAUUGAUGUCUCCGGAUGAUUGGAUGUGAUGAAACAAAUAAAACAAACACAACCUGUGCUGAAUAUGGAAAAUCUGGGACACUGAGCGUAUUUAAAAUUACUUAAAGUCAAGCAUCAAACUGGGUUUGAGGGAUAUCUCAUUUUAACAGGAGCCAGAAGUCAGCUCACAACACUCAUAAAGCCUCAAUAUAUCGCCUUACACAUGUCAGGAAAUCCACCAUUUCAAUAUUAUUCUAAGCCUGAAUGAUAUUUCCUUAGAUGUUGGAGAAAAGUAACAUAUCUAUUCUUUCCCCUUUCUUCCAAAGUACUCCUCUUGUGUGCUUAGAAGUGACAGAGUCAGCUCCCUCCUCAGCUGCAUAUAAUCUGACUACGUGACACAAACAUGAUAAAAAUUUUCCACAUGCAGGGUGGUGUGUUUUAUAAACCACUCAAGGCUUAAUGGAAUACAUUUCUAAUGUGUCAUGACAUUAGUAAAAACUCAAACUGGAUACUAAAUCUUAUGAUACCCUAGACACAUUCUCAAAUAUGUACUUUUCUUCUUCUUUUUUUCACCUCAAAUAGCUCCAUUGUUUAACUUUUACACUGUGAAAUCCUGUCUCUCCUGCAAACUGCGUGCAUGCUUUAAGGCUUUUGUGGAUUAUCUUUCCGCUGUAAUGAGACAACUGUGGCUGAUGGUUGCAGGCCUAAUUUCCUUUUAAUUUGAUUCACAUCUCUCCAGGUUUCAGCAAAGAAGUUGGCUUAUUAUUUGAUUUGAUGAGUUUCGUUUCGAAGAUACCAUUGCUCAUCUUUCUGCUUUUCAGCUACAAUCAGUUCAUUUUUCACUCCAUAAUUUGUAUAAUGUUGCCUUAGGAACAAACAGGACUCUGUUAACUAUUUUUAAUAAUAUCCAGCAAGCCAUAUGUGAAUGGAACUAAAGAUGUAAGCAGCCUCGAUCCAAAGCACAGUCUGCGAAUAAAAGGACACUCAUUUAGUCGAUCCCUCUGGAAGACAUUUUUUUCUUUGCAGAUAGUUUAUAUGCUGUAUUGGUUAAAGAAACACAUCCAUUAAGUUUGAUUCCUGUUAAAGCCUUUGGAUUAUAUGAAACUGAGAGUUUCCUGCCAGGUCAUAUAUUUUUCUCAUCCUCUCAGAGUACUUCUGUUUUUGAAAGGCUGUCUUUAAAAUUUCUUUCAAGUCUGUGCUCCAAGGCAAUUCCUCUACUUUGACUUGAUUGAUUUCAUUUUUGUAUAUGACCUAUUAAACUUGUUAAAAGCAAAUAAAAUUAACUUUUACAUCCUG
Messenger RNA from Notolabrus celidotus (New Zealand spotty), 3709 nucleotides. RefSeq names its product family with sequence similarity 172 member A (gene arb2a). The record is from RefSeq and is a predicted model, not a curated record. Gene Ontology annotation, biological process: regulatory ncRNA-mediated heterochromatin formation. Gene Ontology annotation, molecular function: siRNA binding. Gene Ontology annotation, cellular component: nucleus. Lineage: Eukaryota; Metazoa; Chordata; Actinopteri; Labriformes; Labridae.